UCCACUAAACUCCACUGUUUGUUCCAAGGUUUUUGGGAGUGAAUGAAUUUAGGCGGCAGAAUAAUACGGAGAUAAUGUGACUCAACUUCUCGAUUUUUCCAUUUUUCGCUUACAUAAAGUUCGCCCACCGCUUUAUUCUCACUAAAGUUUUGGUCUUGUAGCAAUCAAAACAUUCUCACAUUCUCACCAUCCUUGAAGACCAAACCAUACUCCACCACGUCCACGACGAAUUUUCAAAGAUAACAGGUACCCCUCGUCCUUUCCAGCUACGCCAGUCGUCGAGUUUAUUUUCGCAUCAAAAAUUUCAUUUGCGCUGACACAUUUCAUCAAUAGUGUCGGCAUCUGCGAGCUCUGUGCAUUUAAACUUCUACCUAAGGAAAACAUCAAGGAAUCAUGGCAGAACCUUCUGCUCCAGCAACACCAACCUUCAAGCUCGUGCUUGUCGGUGAUGGAGGAACCGGAAAGGUAAGCAGAUUGAGGUUGCGGAUGAUUUCAUUGCCCUCGUCAUUGUCGAGUUGGAUGCCAUAGUCGCGAGAUUUGCGCCCUCGUCCCAACGGUAUUGGCGAGCGAUAUCUCGAAUUAAAGACUAACCAUCAAAUAGACCACUUUCGUCAAGCGCCAUUUGACUGGUGAGUUCGAAAAGAAAUAUAUUGCCACUCUCGGUGUCGAAGUCCACCCACUUGGGUUCACUACCGUAUGUUGCGAUUUCCCCACCACGAUCCGAAGCAAAGUUUACUGACAUCCGCAGAACUUGGGAAACAUUCAAUUCGAUGUCUGGGAUACUGCUGGACAAGAGAAGUUCGGAGGUCUUCGUGAUGGAUAUUACAUUAAUGGUUUAUGUGGUAUCAUCAUGUUCGAUGUUACUUCCCGUAUCACAUACAAGAACGUUCCUAACUGGCAUCGUGAGUUUCUCCGAUUUACUGUCCUAAACCGUCCUCGAGCUAAAUAUUUCUGAAUAGGUGACUUGGUUCGUGUUUGCGAAAACAUCCCUAUUGUCCUUACCGGCAACAAGGUCGAUGUUAAGGAACGAAAAGUAAAGGCCAAGACCAUUACCUUCCACAGAAAGAAGAACCUCCAAUACUACGACAUUUCCGCCAAGUCAAACUACAACUUCGAGAAGCCUUUCUUGUGGUUGGCCCGCAAGCUCGUUGGUAACCCGACUUUGGUAUGGAUAGAACUCCUUCUCUGCUUAAAGUGACCUGGCUAACAUGUACUAGGAAUUUGUUGCUGCACCAGCCUUGGCACCACCAACUGCACAAGUCGAUGAGGAGCUCUUGAAGGUUUACCACAAGGAGAUGGAGGACGCCGCAGCUAUGCCACUUCCAGAUGAGGAUGACAACGACUUGUAAACCGACCGCAAUAAUGUCCAGAGGACCUUCGAUCAUUUAGCAGUAUCUUAGAUCGUUCUUUUUCUCGGUAGUAUUUGCAUUUCUCCUGUCGAUCGGUUUGCGGAUAGAGGUGGAUGGCGCCUCCGUCUUUCACUCGGGCAGGGCACAUCACAGGCCAAGGGGUAUGCUGGGGUGGAUGGAUUGGGAAUUUUACGAGCGAUGAACAUCUUGAGAUGGAAUUAAAAUUAAUUCUCGAGAUAUUACUGCCAUUGGCAGCUUAUGUAGCUAGAAGCAUAAAAUGCCAUUAGUUCUUUUGAC
Messenger RNA from Sclerotinia trifoliorum, 1646 nucleotides. The record is from the annotation of a GenBank genome assembly. NCBI's taxonomy places the organism in Eukaryota, Fungi, Ascomycota, Leotiomycetes, Helotiales, Sclerotiniaceae.